GCCACGUGACGGGCACUCCACUUCUAGGGUAGUCCUGGUAACACCUUAUCAUUUCCAAAGCGCGGGAAAAUCAUUUCAGAUAACCCUUUGGCGCCAUCUAAACCCUAAACACUUCACUCAUCAGUUCGUAAAAAGAUCGAAACUUUCUUCCAAAAAUCUUCACACCAAAUCCUAUUCGUUAACAAUUAUACCUGAAUCAAGAAAAUCUUUACUUCAAAAAAAUUCAUAAUCAAAUGGAAGGGUUGUCAAUUAUAUGUGCUGGCCUUGGUAUAAUUGAAGAAGAUGACGAUGGAAAUCGAAUUGGCUAUUCCAAAGGAGAAUACUGCUUAGAUAAUCUUAAGGAUUUGUUGAGGUUUCUAAGACGAGAUGACCCUCAAACAAGAGAAGUGUUCAAGCAAGUAUGUAAAUGGAAUAUCGUGGGCAAAGAUUUGAUUCCCAUUAUUGAAUAUUGUCAAGAUGACCGAAAUCUGCUGUUAAAUGCAGUAAAGGUUAUGGUGUUUCUAACGAUGCCUAUUGAGCCUACAUCAAAUGACAUACCGCAACAGAUAGAGCUUCUAUGGGGAAUAAAAUCAUCAAUUACCUUUAGUGAAGCUGUGCCAGUGAUAAUGUCUCUGUUGGAGAGCCCAUUGGAAAAUUUGGCUUGCGAGGCCUUCACAGAAGAUGACUGGAAGAUGGUGCAGCUGGUGCUUACUUUAUUUCGUAAUGUUUUGGCUAUUCAAGACAUAUCAACCCAGCAGAAAUCUGGCGGUUCGAUGAUAGAAUUUGUAUUUCUGAGAGAUAGGUUUCUGGAGCUCUUGUUUCAAGAGAAUGUAAUGGAGGUCAUAUUAGUUCUUUCACAACAAGUUGGUGGCUCUUGUAGCUAUCUUCGUCACGAUAAUUUGCUUUUGUUGGAGACAUUCUAUUAUAUAUUUAUGGGUCAGCUUCCAGAGUUGAUUGCUAAAGCACAUUUCAAGGAUCCAAAGGUGGAUGAAGAUAGUAAUAUUUCAAUCAACUCCCUCAGAGAUAUAAUAGAAGAAGAACGUCAAAAGAGAAAAGUUAUCAGACAACGAAACCUGGGUUGCUAUUCUCAGUUCAGCGGAACUUUUACACGGUUUUCCAUGGAUGGUUCUAAAACUUUAAUUAAGGGAAAUCCUUGUUCUGUUUCUCAUGAUCCCCUGAUGAUUGCUCAUAAGAAGCACCGAGGUCCGGCAAAAAGGACUGUGUGGGACCAAGGAACACUACCAGCAACUAAGAAUAAGAUUCUAAAUUUGCUCUACGAUUUUAUUAACCAGUUCCUAGGAGGGGGGUACAACGUCUUGAUGCAGUCAGUUCGUGAUGACAUUGAAAAAGAACAUCAUGCUAUUCAGAAUAGCGAUAUUGUUAUUUUCUUUCAGGUUGCUCAGUUUGUCACUUCUUUUCAGUACAACAAGUUUUUGAAUCAGCCUAACGAAGAAGUUGAUACCCAAGAACCCAUGGAUUCCAGAGCUGGUAGCACAUUGUUCAGAGGCUGUGUAUGUGGUCCUAUUGCCGAGUCCUUAAAUGAAUCAAUGUUCCAGUUGGUUCUUUUGAGAUGGCGUUAUUCGCUCGAGACCUUGAAGGAGACAAACGACCGCAAGUUUCUCUAUGUGGCAGGAUCUCUAAUGAAAACUAUGCUUCUUAUGCUGGAGUUGGUGCUUAAGCUGUCUCCAGAAGAUUCCAAGGAGCAUCACACAGCCCGAAUUCUUCUUUAUAAGUUAUUCUAUGAUCAAACUGAAGAAGGGAUGACUCAGUUUCUCUUGAACCAGAUCAAAUCGUUUGAUACCCAUAAGCAGUCGAAAAGUUACCUCGCUGAUCUGGUAGAAAUAAUCAAUACAGUUGUAAAGCUGAUGGAGAUCCUCCAAGCACGUGGUUCAUUAAGGAUUUCGAAAAAGUCGAGAAAGAAACGACUCAAAACUGCAGUUACAGAUGACAAGAAGGAAAAUGAUGAUGAAAUGAUUAGAGAUUCAGCUUCCUUUGGGCUAGGUGUUGGUGGCUCUAGUCAUGAUACUGGAUUAGCUCAGAAUGGAGAGGAUGCCAUAGACUCCAAUAAGGUUGAUGAACACACAGGAUGUACAACGGUGAACGAUGAUCAAAUGCUUGAGAGUACUGAUACAACUCACAAUAAUGCUGCAGGCUCUGGAAGUGAAAAGUCAAAUAAUCUUCAUGUAGUUGGAAAGGGAGAAGAAGAUAUAACAAUCCUAGAUCAGGUUAAUCAACCUGUUUCUCUAGAAGCUAAGUCAGGAAGACACCAGAACACUCUGCCAGAGACGCAACAAAAACUUUCUGAUGAUGUUAAUGACGAGCAUGAUCAAGGCGGGGAUUAUUCCUCUGGUGAUGAAAAUGUGUUAACUAAAGAAGAUGAUCUCAAAAUAUCUGCUUUGGUCUCUACUCUUGCAAACAACUCCACCAUUCACAACCUUUGUUGGGUGCUUAAGUAUUACAAAAGUAACUCCAUUAUUACAAAUAAUUCUGUGAUAUGCAUAUUACAGAAAAUAUGCGAUGAUCUCGAACUUUCUCCCAUGCUAUACCAGCUCUCUCUCCUCACCAUAUUCUAUGACAUUCUGGAGGAGCAGAAGUCAAGGCCUUGCAGAGAAUAUGAUAGCAUUGUCUUCUUUUUGACAAACUUAGUUCGGAGAAUGCUGCGCAAAAUGAAGAGUAAUCCCCUACUUUUCAUAGAGGUUCUCUUCUCGAAAUCACGUAGAGAGUGUCAUUAUCUCACUUGUGAUUCCAUGCUAAAAGAGCUAUCUCAAUUUAAGAAAGAUGGUAAAAACAGUUCAGGUGUUUCCAUGACUGGUGAAGUUGGCUCAUCUGAGGCCAAUGGAUGGGUCCGCCGAAGUCUAGCUGAUGCCCUUGGAGAUGAUGAAGCUGAUGUUCCAUUACCUUUUUCAGAGGCUGUCAGAAACAAGGAAGAGGUCACAAAUAGGAGUAACCAAAGUUUGGGAGCGAGAGCGGAAAGCCCGACAUCAAUCUCAAAUGAUGGGAUGAAUGAGAAGCAACAAUUGGGAAAACAGAAGUCUCAGAGGGAACCUAAAAGACGAAAACUACAAGCUCUUAAUGAUGAGUCACGGCAGAAAGCCGAGCAACUCUUUGAGAGGUAUAAAGAUAAUCAAAAUUGUUGUGACCUUAUCGCGGAAGCCCUUGAUCCAGAUGGAAAGAUUUCAUCUCUCCAAGUUUCCAGGGCACUUAAACAGUUAGGAUACAAAAUCCCACGGAAGAAAAAGGCAUUAAAUGCUAGUGCUCUCAACAAACCUAGGAAUGAAGAAAUGCUUCUAGAAAGUGAGAUCAGACUUCAAAAUUCAGAUAUACUAGAAGAGGGUACUUCACAGAGAAGGCAUCUGCACACUAGAAAGAGAGUGCAAGCAUUUAGUCAGGAGCAGGAGCAGAAGAUCAAAGAUUUGUACGAGCAGUUUAAAGAUCACAAGAGGUGCAGCCACAUGAUUGCCAAUGCACUUGAUGCUGAGGGCACUGUAUCUGCAGCUAAGAUUUCACGGAAACUUAAGCAACUUGGCUUGUAUGUCUCCAAAAAGAGAAGGUUAGAAACCAACUUGCAAUUGAUGGAUGAAGCAAGCGAUGCUUCUACAGAAGGUUCAGACAACUCUGAUGAUGAGAUUUUGUUAUCAAUGAGAAGCAAACUUCAGGGGAAAGGAAACACUUCUGAAGGAAGAGAGAACCAGAAAACAAGGAAGAAAUCAUCAAAAGAUGAGUCUGAUGAUGAAUUGCUGACUUCACUAUUGGUAAAAACUAAAAAAGCUGAUCCACAGAGUGAGGAUGGGAAGCUAAUUAUAAAUUUGAUGAAGAUCAGCAGCAAAAUUGACAUUGAAGACAAAGAUAGUAAUGACCCAGAAAGGGGAGAGAUCGAUGAGGCUACUGCAAUGGAGGAUACAGAACUUAAUAAUACUGCCUCAGACGCUGAAGGUGAUGUUGAUGCUGGAAACCUAGCAACUGACUUUAGCAGUGAGCAAGAUGUUCCUCCCGGCAAUCAGGCUGAUCAGCAAUUGCAGGACAAAUUCCAUUCUGAAUUGUCUGAUUUUGAGGAUGAUGAUGCUUCACUUGAAGCCCCUGUUACUACUGUCUCAAGAAGGCGGCUGAGGAUGGUCAUUGAUGUGGAGGAAGAUGAAUAAAUCAAGGGUAAGUCAGCGCAUCUUGAGAACUUGUGGUCGACUGGAAUGUAAAUUUAUGAUUAAAGUAUCUAGGAUAGUUGCUUGUGUAGAUGAAUGUAGAGGGCAGUCACUUUUUACUUAUUUCUAAAGCUGGAUAAGCAACACAAAUUUUCUUAGCAAGUGAUGAAUCAACCUGUAGAAAUAUAAUAGCAGAGUCGAGCUUA
Lycium ferocissimum is the source of this 4321-nucleotide messenger RNA. RefSeq lists its product as uncharacterized. Bases 234 to 4118 code for a protein of 1294 amino acids. Gene Ontology annotation, molecular function: DNA binding. The transcript is spliced from 20 exons. Gene Ontology annotation, cellular component: replication fork protection complex. Gene Ontology annotation, biological process: replication fork arrest; DNA repair; DNA replication checkpoint signaling. NCBI's taxonomy places the organism in Eukaryota, Viridiplantae, Streptophyta, Magnoliopsida, Solanales, Solanaceae. The record is from RefSeq and is a predicted model, not a curated record.